This is a messenger RNA of Schistosoma margrebowiei, 522 nucleotides long. NCBI's taxonomy places the organism in Eukaryota, Metazoa, Platyhelminthes, Trematoda, Strigeidida, Schistosomatidae. The record is from the annotation of a GenBank genome assembly.
AUGAUGAAAAUAUCAAUUGUCCGACAGAAUUUCGCCAAAGAAUGUGAAGAUGCCAUCAAUAAACAAAUCAAUGUGGAAUUGCAGGCUGCUUAUGAUCAUAUGGCAUUCUUCACUUAUUUCGAUCGUGAUGAUAUAUCAUUUCCGAAAGCAGCUGAAUUCUUUCGAAAAGCUUCACAUGAAGAACGUGAACAUGCAGAGAAAUUGGCCAAAUAUCAGAACAAACGUGGUGGCCGAAUAGAAUUUAUGGAUUUAAGAGCACUUCAGAAAACUGAAUUAAAUGAUCUUGAAGAAGCAUUUGAAAUUGCUCUAAGUUCGGAAAAGUCGAUUUAUCAGUCCCUAUUGGAAUUACAUAAUGUAGCUGAAGAACACAAUGAUCCAGGGUUAUGUGAAUUUAUUGAAUCUGAAUGCUUAGAAACUAAAGAACAAUUCAUUAAAACAAUUGCUGAUUAUUUAACACAAAUUCAACGUGUUGGGAAACAACUUGGUGAAUAUUUAUUUGACCAAUUAACAUUGAACGAAUAA